AUGAGCAUUGCUUCCGAUCUCCGUUUUGACAAUAGCUAUCACGAAGACUCACUGGACAGUAGAACAAACGAACGGACACCCUUAAGGCCUGUACCAAAGCUCACAGACCACCAGACGUUUGUCCUUCCCCGAAGGAGACUUCUUGCUAUCUUUCCCGCCCUUGCUCUUGUACAGUUCAUCUCAUUUCUUGACCAGACUGCCAUUGCAACCGCCUUGCCUUCGAUAGCCUUGGGCCUUGGUAUAGGACAGUCGAUCUCAUGGGUGGGCACGAGUUUCUUACUCACAAGUACAAGUACCCAAUUAGUAAAUGGACGCAUCUCCGAUAUAUUCGGCCGAAAAAAUUGCCUAAUAAUCGCUCUGCUGGUUAUGGGCUUUGGGAAUCUCUUAUCAGGUCUAUCUCAGACGCCUAUUCAACUGUACGCUGCUCGUGCCUUUACUGGACUAGGCGCAGGAUCAAUCAACGCCCUUGUUCAGAUCACUAUCUCGGACAUCACAACCCUGAAUCAGCGCGGUUAUUAUUUCGGAAUUAUAGGCAUUUCUGUAGCCUUUGGUAAUGGAUUGGGACCCAUAAUCGGCGGCUGGCUCAGUGAAGUAACUUCAUGGCGCUGGGCAUUCUGGUUUAUUUGCCCUCUAGUAGCGAUUGCGGUUUCAUACCUAGCACUGGUGUUGCCACAGUCCACAUCCCCUGAGAAUGUGUGGCAGAAGAUCCGCAUGGUCGAUUACGCUGGCAUACUUCUCACAGUGGGUGGCACUAUACUAUUCCUGGUCCCAAUCUCUCAAGGUGGCUCAACUUGGGGUUGGGGCUCUCCAACUUUGAUCAUCUUGCUCACCCUGAGCGGUCUCUGCUUUGCGUUAUUGGUAUUUGUGGAACGUAACAUGGCCAAAACUCCAGUCCUACCAAGACACGUUUUCUCCUGCGGGAGAUCAACGAAUACACUUCUUGCUGUCAAUCUAAUCAUUGGCUGGUGCUUCUGGGGAAAUCUUUUCUCACUUCCACUAUACCUCCAAAAUGUACGAGGCUGGAGCCCGGCUUUGGCUGGUUCGUAUAUCCUACCUCUGGUCAUCGCACACGGCAUCACGUCGGGACUAAGCGGAGUCAUUAUUACUCGCUGUGGACAUUACAUGCCCAUGAUUGUCAUCGGGACUGGACUAUGGGCCGUAGCGGCAAUUGUAAAAGCUUUCACUUAUAAUCGAGAGACACCAAUCUGGCUACUGUGCGUAAUAGGUAUCUUUGAGGGAAUUGGGGUUGGUUCUUGCUUACAGCCUGUAUUAAUAGGACUUCUUGCUGGCUCUCGAAAUGAGGACCGGGCAGUCAUUACAGUAAUCCGCAACUUUCUCCGAGAUAUGGGCGGCUCCAUCGGUAUUACAGUGUCAGGAGCUAUCCUAAACAGCGUUCUACUAAGUCAGCUCCAUGGAAAAUUCAGUGCUCAGCUGAUCAAGCGGCUCAUUUCUUCAGCAUUUUCGCUAAUAGACUUGAAUACUUCACGCCAAGAGAAUGAUCAGAUCUUGACGGCAUAUACCAGGGCAAUACAGAGUAUAUUUGUUUCGUAUGCUGUCCUGAUAUCGGCUCUCUUCCUCCUUUCCCUCACAAUUGAAGACUACGGACUACACGGCAGGUUAUGA
Molecule: messenger RNA, 1623 nt
Organism: Pseudovirgaria hyperparasitica
Lineage: Eukaryota; Fungi; Ascomycota; Dothideomycetes; Acrospermales; Acrospermaceae
Product: permease of the major facilitator superfamily
Exons: 5
Coding region: 1-1623 (540 amino acids)
Biological process (GO): transmembrane transport
Molecular function (GO): transmembrane transporter activity
Source: RefSeq, a predicted model, not a curated record